AUGGCGCUGUGCGGGGCUCUCCACAGCUUCCUCUUCGAGUACGACACCCCGCGCAUCGUGCUGAUCCGGAGCCGCAAAGUGGGGCUCAUCAACCGAGCGGUGCAGCUCGGCAUCCUCGCCUAUGUGAUCGGGUGGGUUUUUCUGUGGGAGAAGGGCUACCAGGAAACAGACAGUGUGGUCAGUUCUGUAACUACCAAGGUGAAGGGAGUAACACUGACAAACACAUCUCUCCUGGGAGCCAGGAUCUGGGAUGUAGCUGACUAUGUCAUCCCUCCUCAGGGUGAGAACACCGUGUUUGUCAUGACCAAUGCGAUACUCACACUGAACCAGAGCCAAGGCCGCUGCCCGGAGCUCCCAGAUGAUCAAACAAAGUGCGAGGUGAAUAACAGCUGUGUUCCAGGAUAUGUCAGCACCCACAGCAGUGGCAUCCAGACUGGGGAGUGUGUUCAAUACAACAAUAGCAUUAAGACGUGUGAAGUCUUUGCGUGGUGCCCUGUGGAGGAUGACUACCACAUACCCAAGCCAGCGUUCCUGCGAGAAGCUGAGAACUUCACCCUUCUGGUGAAGAACAACAUUUGGUACCGCAAGUUCAACUUCAGCAAGCGAAACAUCCUCCCCACUAUCAACUCUACCUACCUCAAGAACUGCAUCUAUGAUGCCCAGACAGAUCCUUUCUGCCCUAUCUUCCGUUUAGGGAAAAUAGUUGAAGCUGCAGGGCAGGACUUCCAGGAAAUGGCUGUGGAGGGUGGAGUCAUGGCACUGCAGAUCAACUGGGACUGCAAUCUGGACAGAGCAGCUUCCCACUGUGUGCCAAAAUAUUCCUUCCGGCGCCUCGACAACAAGGACUCUGCCCACACUGUCUCACCUGGCUACAACUUCAGGUUUGCAAAAUACUACAAGAAUAGUGACGGCACUGAUUCACGGACACUUGUCAAAGCUUAUGGCAUCCGCUUUGAUAUCAUAGUGUUUGGAAAGGCAGGAAAAUUUGAUGUAAUUCCUACCAUGAUUAACAUCGGCUCUGGCUUAGCACUGUUUGGUGUGGCAACAGUGCUGUGUGACAUUUUUGUUCUGUAUUGCAUGAAGAAGAAAUACUACUAUCGGGAGAAGAAAUACAAAUAUGUGGAGGAUUAUGAACUGGUAAGCAUCAGCAGAGGCAGGGUAAAGGCAAACUUGCUUCCUCCUCUGACUCCACAGAGAUUCUGA
Molecule: messenger RNA, 1203 nt
Organism: Cinclus cinclus
Lineage: Eukaryota; Metazoa; Chordata; Aves; Passeriformes; Cinclidae
Gene: P2RX4
Product: purinergic receptor P2X 4
Exons: 11
Coding region: 1-1203 (400 amino acids)
Biological process (GO): response to ATP; monoatomic cation transmembrane transport
Cellular component (GO): plasma membrane; nuclear inner membrane
Molecular function (GO): extracellularly ATP-gated monoatomic cation channel activity; ATP binding; purinergic nucleotide receptor activity
Source: RefSeq, a predicted model, not a curated record